AUGAUCGCCUCUCCCCUCGUGACGCCGGCUUCCGGCACCGGGGUUUCCAAUGAGGUCGUCAUUGUACCUCCUAAGUCUUUAAGGCGCUUGCCGGCUCCUCCUGUAUCGCCCAAUCGGUUCGUCGGCGGUCAGCGACACGACCUUUCCGCAGAGCAGAGGGACCAGCUCGACUCAUUUGCAAAGAGCUUGCAUCUUGACGACUUCAAAGCGGGCUUUAAUGCCAAUAUUAAUGUUGUGGCUCUUCGCGUGGAAGCUAAGGGUGUAGGUAAAUUACUUGGUGACCCCAAUAUUGCUAGUCAUGUCCUUCGCGCGUCAAGGAUUGCGUCUGUCGUCGAAGAUCCUACUAGCCCAAAGCAAAAUCGCUUCGUGUUGCUCAAUUAUUCAGCUCAAGACGAGCUCCCAGGUUCGCUCACCGCUGCGGCUGUGCAGCAGGGGCUAGCUCUUGUCAAGCAUGUGCUACAUGUUAAUUACAACUAUUUCACCGCAGAUCAAGUCAUCAGCAGCCUCUUGCCAGCGAGCAUGCCUGAGGGCACGCCGACCGCCUACACAUUGACUGGUCACAUUGCCCAUGUCAACCUGAGGGACGAUUACUUACCUUACCGCUUCGUCAUCAGCCAAGUCCUACUUGAGAAAAAUGCAUCAGUGCGCACGGUCGUAAACAAACUGGACAGCAUCGACACCGAGUUUCGCUUCUUUGCAAUGGAGCUAUUAGCAGGCGAGUCGAGCUAUCAGGUCGAGUUGUCUGAAUCAGGGUGUCUUUUCAGUUUCGAUUUUCGCCAAGUCUACUGGAACAGUCGAUUGCACACGGAGCACGCGCGUCUCAUUUCUCUUUUUUCGCCAUACGACGUAGUGUCUGAUGUGAUGGCGGGCGUAGGUCCGUUUGCCAUUCCUGCUGCGAAGAAGGGAUGCUGGGUCCUGGCAAAUGAUCUCAAUCCCGCUAGCUAUGGUAGCCUAAAGGACAACUGCAAGCGCAACCGCGUCGAUAAUUUCUGCACCGCAGCAUGUGAGGAUGGCAGAACAUUCAUACGAAACAGCAUCAAACAGACUUGGGAGGAGGGAUUUGACGGAAAGCUGCUUGUGAAAGGUGGUGCAGAGGAGGCCACGAGUCGUAGGGCGCGGCUGAAAGAAGAGCGCAAGCGCCGACAAGAGCCAAUCGCACAAGGUACGAACGGCGACAACCACCCGACCGCAUCGGCAGCGCAGCCGCCAGCCCGCGGCCGUAGAAGGAGGCUGAUUGACCAUUUUGUCAUGAACUUACCCGGCAGCGCGCUAGAGUUUCUUGACGCGUAUCGCGGAGCCUACCGUGUGAUUGGAGACCAAACGGGCUUAGAGAAGGAACUGAAAGAGAGGAAGGCGAAUGAAGAAGAAAACGGAAGCGAGUGGCCGAUGGUCCACGUACACUGCUUUACAAAAGAUCUAGAACAUCCCUUCGAAGACAUUUGCCGGCGCGCGAAUGAGGCUCUUGGGCUAGACAAUGAACAUCCCGCUGCACUUGUGCCUCCCCGAGAUGGACAUAAUGCUGAGACGCCAACAAAGCAGGAGGUCUCGAUUCACCUCGUUCGUUCUGUUGCGCCAAAUAAAGACAUGUAUUGCCUCAGCUUCAGGCUGUCGAGAGAGAUUCUCCUUGACCUGCCCAUGCAGGAAUUGCAAUGA
Tilletiaria anomala UBC 951 is the source of this 1653-nucleotide messenger RNA. RefSeq lists its product as uncharacterized. Lineage: Eukaryota; Fungi; Basidiomycota; Exobasidiomycetes; Georgefischeriales; Tilletiariaceae. The coding region runs from base 1 to 1653 and encodes 550 amino acids. Gene Ontology annotation, cellular component: mitochondrial matrix; cytoplasm. The record is from RefSeq and is a predicted model, not a curated record. Gene Ontology annotation, biological process: tRNA N1-guanine methylation; mitochondrial tRNA methylation. The transcript has 7 exons.